UCUGAACGCACCAGUCGGCCCAGAGAGCGCUUCGAGGACAGACGCGUGCGCGUUCCGAAUUUAAAAAGUUCCCGCUAUUAAAUUAAAAAGUUUCUUACUUUGAGUUUGGUCUGUGGAUUUAGUGUUGUGUUAUCGUGUUUUGUGAAAAGCUAUACAGGAAGGUUUUUUUCUGUUUCGUGGUUUAAUGACUUUCCACGUUCAGUUAUAGCCCGGUGACUGACAAAGGGCCGGCACCAUGCUGCAGCAGAUCCUGCGGGACAUGUGGGUGGACCCGGAGAUUCUGGCCGAGCUGGAUGAGACCCAGAAACAGACGCUGUUCUGCAAGAUGCGGGAGGAACAGGUGCGGCGGUGGCAGAUCUGGGACCAAAAGCUCUGCAAAGAAGAAACGACGGACAGGCCUAAGAAGAAUGGAAAGAAGCAGGUCAAGUUCUUGCACGGAGAAGAUGGAGAACCGUGGGUCUGGGUGAUGGGUGAGCACGCCAACGACAAGUCCAUAGAAAGCAUCCUGGAAGAGGAGACCCGCGCGCGCGCACUCGCACAAGCACGGGAGGAGGCGCACCAGCUACGCAAGUCCGUUGAGAAGGAGCUCACACAACUCAUCGACUACCGGCCUCUGGAUAGUCUGGAGCAGAAAUUCGACCUAUCCCCAAAAAAUGUCGACUCUAUAGAAGACGCUUUGGAAAUCUACUGCACAGUGGACGAUUUGCGGCAGCGCAUCGCGGCGCUGGAACCUGAAGUGAAAGAGAAGUCCGGAGGAAAAGAAAAGGACUACAGCGACGACAUGAAGCUGGACCUUAAUAAGAACACUCUGCAUUUCAACUUUAUCGAGGGGAAGAGAGAUGGAUUACAGGAUCUGUCUCCAAACAGCGCCACUGACGGUGUCAGUUCACGCGUACUCGCAUGGGAGCGGCGCGUGGCGGGUGCAAGAGCUGGUGAACUACUGCGAGGGAUUAAGGCCAGAAGAGCACGCUCUAUGCGAGACGCCACGCUUAAUGCGCAGGAUGACGCAGCCUGGCGGGAACAAGAGCGUAAAGCCAAGGAAGCGGAAGCCGCGAUGAGGGAGAUAGCGCGCGCGGCGCGCGAGGCGCACCGCCGCUCCGCCGAGCCCGCGCCCGCGCCGCCGCCCUGCCCCAGCCAAGCUGGAAAGCCUCCAAAUCGGGAAGCGGUAGUAGAGUGGUUCCGCAGCCAAGAGCUGCCUCGAGGCGUGGGGCUCGACGAGAACAACAAACCCGUUAACUGGUUCCAUGGUCUCAUCACCCGAACGGAAGCGGAGCAGCUGCUGUCCCGCUGCCUGCCGGGCGCCUUCCUGGUGCGCGUGUCGGAGCGCGUGUGGGGCUACGCGCUCUCCUACCGCGCGCCGCUCGCGCGCUGCAAGCACUACCUCGUGGAGCGCGCGCCCCAAGGGUACCGGCUGCUGGGCGGCAGCCAGGCCACGCACGAUACACUAGCUGAUCUCAUAGCGUACCACAAGACGGUGGCCAUCACGGAGAGCGGCGGCGAGCUGCUCACCGCCGCGUGUCCCCACCAGCAGCCGCCCGCCAUCUUGGAGGCGCUCUAGCGACCCGAACUGUACCACAAGAGUCACAACCAUACCGCAAUGUUGCAGUGGAAGCCCUAAUUAGGGUUGGACAUGAGAAUUUUCUGUUUUCGGCGAUAACUUUUUAGUGUCCUUAAAAAAAAUCUAUGCGUAAUCUAAAUGUGGAAUAGAAUAAUUAUUUAUUGCCACUCACAUAAGCAUACACAUACUAGAAAAUAUACAGAAAAAAGGGUUUCCUAAAAACUAAACAAAAAGGGAUGAUCUCAGCAUUUGCUGUGGUGCAGUGUAGACUAGCAGCUACAGCGCUGGUUUUCAGUUCACCCCCAAUGACUAUUACGAGUAUAUCUACAAUAAAUUUUGCGGUUGUUCAAAUUACAAAUUUGAGAAUUUGUUCAGUUAUCUCACUCAAAAUUUACGAUUAACAACACUAUAAAAAGUCAUAGAAAAAAAUCUCAUGUCCAACAAGUACGGUGUCGUUCCACAGUGCGUAUAUCUGGGUGAUUACAGUCAUGGUCCUAAAUGAUAUGUAGUUCGUGUCAUCCACGAUGACGCGCAUGUCUGUCAAAUCUAACCUUUAAUAACAUGACAUUACGAGUUAAGGCAUGUAUCUUGGUGAAUGACACGAUAUAUACUGAACAACCUUUCUUAUGGGACCAACCAUGAAUUCGCAAAUAAAAUCACCUAUCCCAUGAAACUUUUCGAACUUAGGGUGACCGAAAUGUAUUGGGAUAGGAGUAUUUCUUUAUGCGAUGUUCAUACCAAGUAGUCCUUAUUUAGAGAAAACUAAUUCAGUCAAACCAUCUCAAUCAGUUUUUGUCAUUUCGGAUUAUGACUUCAUAAUAACCCAGUAUAUAUUCGUAGUGUCACAGGAAGAAAUAAGCAUAUCAGAAGGAUAGAAGUAUUGGACUAAAGCGUCACUUACGAAUCGGUAUUCUUUCAAUAGUUCUGGUAAAGCUAGAAAUCCAAUCUUUGGUCUAAUGUAGGUACCUACUUCUUGACUUAAGUUUGCGCUCCAUUAAAAUUGGCUUCCCAGUAUUCCCAGAGAUAUUAAAAGAACCCUCAAAAUCUGAACCAUUUUUGACACCAUUUUACGUUAGAAUUCUUGUUCACUGAUGGUUUCUAACAUGUCGGAGUCUUUACUGUUCAAAAGCCCUAACUUCAUGUUACUGUUCUAUGUAAUUUAGAAGUUAAGGAAUAAGCUAGAAAGACAUCUCAAAUAUUGAGUCACAUUUUGUAGAUCAAACUGGGACCAUUUCUACGAGUCAUGUAUGUUUAGAAAUAAGUUAUGUCUGUAUUAUUCUGAGAUUUGACCACUAUAUUCUAAGUAUUCUUAAGGACGUGAUACCUAUAGGUAGCGAAGCAAAGGCUUUUGUGUUAAAGCUAUACCUAUUCAUUUGUAUAAUUUUAUUUUCGAAAAAAAUAAUUAUCAAUUUGUUUUUAGAUACGAAAUAUUCUAUUUCUUUUCAACUUCUGGUAACAAUCGUUAGAAGAAAGCCAUAAAAAGUCCUAAUAAGAAGUUAGUCUCGAAUAAAUAUUGUUUAUACUCAGGUAUCAACCUAGCAUUUACUUGUAUGAAUUGUUUUAUUAUAUUACUUUAUGGUAAUUGUUGAGAGGCCUUUAACUGCAAUAUGAAAUAGCGUAUUUUGGUGCUAAUAAACUAAGCACUAUAGCUCUAUGAUUAUCAAAUAAAAUAAAAAAAGAUUGGUUUUUGACGUUGUCGUCACACGGACUUCAAUACGCGACGCCAUUUUGGAUGUUGCCAGCACUUUCCCGCGUUAAUGAACAAAUGUUAGAUUUAAUGGAAUAGUUAUUUAUUGUGAUAAUUACCACAUCUGCUUCAGUAUUAUUUAAAUUGCUUUCUCUAAGCGAAACCCGGAUUCUAACAAGCCAAAGUGAAAUUCAAAUUAGAUACGGAGUUCUCAGCUUCUGACAAGUUAAGAUCUAUAUAAAUAUUUUUAAACGAUCUAUAUGCCAUUGUCGUUUGUAGAUAUACCAUAGAUCUACGAUAUUGUACUCUAAACUGCCAACUAGAUUAAAAAAUAUGUCAAUUA
This is a messenger RNA of Cydia pomonella (codling moth), 3588 nucleotides long. RefSeq names its product SH2 domain-containing protein 4B-like. Bases 236 to 1558 code for a protein of 440 amino acids. The record is from RefSeq and is a predicted model, not a curated record. Gene Ontology annotation, cellular component: cytoplasm. NCBI's taxonomy places the organism in Eukaryota, Metazoa, Arthropoda, Insecta, Lepidoptera, Tortricidae. The transcript has 11 exons.